UUAAAAAGAAUGUUAUGUGCAGAUAUAUGUAAGAAAUCAGGGUUAUAACAGAUCGCACAAGUUUAAAGGUUCCACGCCUCAUCGAGCGCUGCCACCGACAUUUAAACCGAAAUUGUUCGAUCAAGAGGAAGCAUCAAGUACCAGCGAAAUAUCGACCCGGGAUCUGUGUUUGUGAACGGCGAAUACCACACUUCUUUUGUCAAGAGUUUUCUUUGUUUUGUGUUUUUUUUGACAUUUAUAGUUUAUAGUCUUUACCAAGGCGACCGCUUCGUUAGUUACGAUGGUUUCUCUUAAAGCUUUAUUUAACUCAAUAGGAAGACAGCGUGUGUGAUAUCGUGCAUGUUUAACCCUUUAAAAUGAUAAAUAUCAGAGGUCAGAUAGAAGGUUAUGACAAGGCCCGGGUUGGAAUCAUAUUCGACCAUGAUGAGUUGAGAUCGGGAAUGACAGUCAAAGGCCAUGUGCAAAUCAAUUUACAAGCUCCACUGCAAGUACAUUACGUAAAGAUCCGGUUUCAUGGACUCGCGCAGACGCACACCGCCGUCCAUUCCACGGACUACAGCCAUGGCCUGGGUUAUAACAAUGAUGAUGGCGAUAAAGAAGUCUACCUCAACAAACAGCUUACUCUGUACGAAGCGGACCCGGACAAUGACGAAAUGCUUGAGGCGGGAAACCACACGUAUCCCUUUGAAUUGGACUUUCCUGAGAACAUGCCGUCCUCAUUUUCGGAACACAACGGGAUGGGUCAUGUGAUCUACCACUGUCAUGUGGAGAUAGGGCGUCGAUACGCAUACAGUCCUGACAUAGCCAAAACCAAGUGGUUUGAUGUCCAUAGACCGCUCAGUUUAAAGACGAUUCCAGACUCUUUGGUGCCGCUGGAUUUCCGGAAAGAAUGUCCUGCGCGAUCCUGCUGUUGUAAUAAGGGGUCUGUGGAAGUGCAUCUGAAGCUGACCAAGUCCGGAUUUAUCCCGGGGGAGAGGAUCGCGUAUGAUGUGAGGCUGAAGAACAACACCUCAUCUGUACUCAAGGACAUGACAAUCACACUGCGGCGGGUGGUGGCGUACACUGGCCAUUACAAAGGAUUCAAGAGGACGCUGUCAGAGAGUAAGGUCUUCACCAUAGCCGAGAGGGUGUUACGGCUGGGUGUUAAUGAAGAAGAGACGUACGACGGCUCCUCUGUGGGGCAGGUGCCCGCUCUCCCACCUACCGGCCUACCCGGGUGUAAAAUCAUCGACAUUAAUUACUAUGUGAAGGUUGCAAUAAAAUUCGGCCUGUGUGGAUCAGUGGACGUUGACGAGUGUAAAGUAUGGAUUGGAACCGAAGAGUAAAUUGGACAUUAUUAUUUUUCACAUUCUUAUUGUAACAUUUCACAUCGUUUCAUUUUUUUGCAAUUAAACAUUUGAAAGAAUUUUCUACCGUAAUGCCA
Molecule: messenger RNA, 1423 nt
Organism: Magallana angulata
Lineage: Eukaryota; Metazoa; Mollusca; Bivalvia; Ostreida; Ostreidae
Product: arrestin domain-containing protein 5-like
Exons: 8
Coding region: 357-1325 (322 amino acids)
Biological process (GO): protein transport
Cellular component (GO): cytoplasm
Source: RefSeq, a predicted model, not a curated record